ACUAGCAGCGAAUAUUAGGUUUGAAAACAAAAUGGGAUGCUCAUGUGAGAAAUUGAAGUUAGUUUAUAAAAGUGGUAGUACGAAGGAUUAUGCUGCACUUCAAUCCUUGACGGAAGCGCAAGUGUAUGGUAUCAAGCAGACCUGGCGAGCUAUUAAAGAUCACAUAGCUAACGUUGGAGUUAUAACCUAUGUUAGCAUGUUUGAGAACCGCCCGGAGCUUAUUGAGAUAUUUGCAAACUUCCGGGGCAGAAAUGUUGGGGACCUACAAAGGAGCGGCCUUAUCCGCCAACACGCCCUAAAGGUGAUGGGAACUAUCGACAAGUGCAUUUCUAGAAUAGAUGAACCGGAGAACCUAGCCAAACUGCUCAUCGAAACAGGAGCCUUGCAUAGGAAAUAUAAUGUCACUCCAGAUGUCAUACAAAUAAUAUUCCCCCACUUCCUAAAUGCUAUAAAACCACACAUAGAGGAUUACUGGACAGAAGACAUCGCUACUGCUUGGAAAACCCUCUUCCGUAUUAUGACGCAUUACAUGGAAAUUGGGAUGACAAGAGAUUCCAAUGACGUCAAUACUAUAAAUAGCCAUUUUAGUGUUACUUGA
This is a messenger RNA of Mya arenaria, 598 nucleotides long. RefSeq lists its product as uncharacterized. NCBI's taxonomy places the organism in Eukaryota, Metazoa, Mollusca, Bivalvia, Myida, Myidae. Gene Ontology annotation, molecular function: oxygen binding; heme binding. The transcript is spliced from 4 exons. The record is from RefSeq and is a predicted model, not a curated record. The coding region runs from base 32 to 598 and encodes 188 amino acids.